AUGGCUGUUUGUGGCCAGCGUCUGUCCGUCAUGCAAAACCUAACACAGCCUCGCUCUCGUAUCAUUGGAGGGUCUCCUGCCCCUCUGGGCAGCUGGCCGUGGCUGGUGAACCUGCGGUUGGAUGGAGCUCUGAUGUGUGGAGGUGUGCUGGUGGACAGCUCUUGGGUCCUCACUGCUGCCCACUGCUUUGCUGGAAGCCGCAGUGAGAGUUACUGGACGGCUGUGGUAGGGGAGUUUGACCUCGCGAAAACCGACCCUGAUGAGCAGACCAUGAAAGUCAAUCGUAUCAUCACUCAUCCAAAGUUUAACCCAAAGACGUUUAACAACGACAUUGCUCUUGUUGAGCUCAGUUCUCCAGUUAUUCUGUCUGAACGGGUCAAACCUGUCUGUUUGCCUUCUCACCUCGAUCCACCAAUUGGUACAUCAUGUCUGGUAGCUGGCUGGGGCUCACUGUAUGAGGAUGGUCCCUCGGCAGAUGUGGUGAUGGAGGCAAAGGUGCCUCUGCUGUCUCAGACCACCUGUCGCAAUGCACUUGGGAAGGAGCUUCUCACUAACACCAUGUUUUGUGCUGGGUACCUGUCUGGAGGCAUAGACUCAUGUCAGGGUGAUUCAGGAGGACCGCUGAUCUUCCAGGACAGUUUAUCAGGACGUUUUCAGCUCUUGGGAAUCACCUCUUGGGGUGAUGGGUGUGGGGAGAAAGGAAAGCCUGGUGUGUAUACACGGGUCACUGCCUUUUCUGACUGGGUCACAACGGAGAUAGAGAAAUCCUUUGGGAGUCGGGAGCCCACAUGUCCUGAGCUGCUUAAGACAACUGACCUGUCUGAGGAGCAACAGAUGUCGGAGUUUGCCACCCUCUGCCACUUCUACACACUUAACUGCCCUUCAACCCUUGAUCCAUCUGACUGUCAGCGACUCGCUCAGGACAAAUGCCAAAGCCGAUUUAAGAAGUGCCAGUUACAUUCCUUCCUGCAGACUUUGUUGGACUUGCUUCAGAGAGCUGAUGACUAUAUAAGAGAUAAUGUCGACCUGACCUUCUUCACACAGACUCUUCCUCAGCUGGUGGAGAACGUCUACAGCUCUGCUCAUAUGACACGAAAACGCAGAGAUGCGCUUGAAACAGAGCAGGUAGGAUUGCCAGCACUAUUUGAGCGAGUGGGCCCUCUUGUGGAUGACUGGGAAAGCUACCUCAGAGACAUUGCUGAAGAUCUGGAUCAACAGAAGGAACAGCAAAACUUAGAUCAGCUAUCUGAAGAAGAGCAACUCUUCAUCCCGCAUGAAGACACUGAAAAAUCACCUGUUCAUCUGCUAGACAGAGCACUCCGCUCCUCCAUUGCUGCCCUGCGCUCCAAACUGGAUUCAAUGCGCAUUCCUGUCAUACCAGACUUGGAAUAUCAGCUGUUUCAGAGGAAUUUUACCAUUCCUACCACUAGAAAACCACAAGAGGAUAGCACCGCUUUUAUAUAUAAAGCUUUACAAUCGAACAACACAGGAAGUGUCACCGGAAGUCCUUUUAUGAUGGCAUCCCCUCGGGAUAACAUGGAUACAGCAUCCAGAUCUGUGAAACCCUCUCUCCAACCGCUAGAACUCAGAACCCAGGACUCUACUGAAUCACUUCUUAAAAAAAACUCUGUUCCUACCCAGAAUCCCCAGCUGCAACCGUCACUUUUCAAAAAGCACUUUCAGAGGAAGAGGAGAGACUUGCACAAGAGACGGAUACGAGGAGCAAAUAACAAAGUUUGCUCAGGAGUAACUGAAUCUGCUCAGCUGGUCAGCACUGCCAAACAGAUGUACAGCUGGAUCCUGGCUGUUCCCCCUAACAACCUAAACAUGAUCUUCCAAGAGGUGCUGGUUGAUCUGAGCUCUAAGAAUGACCAUGGUUUAUACCAGUCACGGAUCAAGGCCACUAUUGGUGGGCGACCUUUGACCUUCUACAGCCUGGUGGGUCUGGAGACAGAGGCAUUUUAUCGCAGCAUGCCACGUAUCAUUGCCGUAGCCAUUGAUGUUCUCAAAACUUAAAAACACUUAAUACUUGACCACUGUCUGGAUGCUGUAACACAUUGCUACAUCACAGACUCUGUUGUGACAUCACAGAGGGAUCACUUUUCAACAGCUCUGCCUCUCAGAAUGAGUCGUGCCGAACAGCUGACACUUUUCUGAAUGAAGGGUCACAGUUGGUCACCGCAAUCUAGGACUAUGUCCACCCUGACAUAACUUAUUAUGCAGGAACAGAGGUUGAUCCUCCAGUCUGACCUGCAAUCUGUACAGAUAUUAUAUACA
This is a messenger RNA of Paramisgurnus dabryanus, 2277 nucleotides long. RefSeq lists its product as uncharacterized. Gene Ontology annotation, molecular function: serine-type endopeptidase activity. Gene Ontology annotation, biological process: zymogen activation; blood coagulation. Gene Ontology annotation, cellular component: rough endoplasmic reticulum. Lineage: Eukaryota; Metazoa; Chordata; Actinopteri; Cypriniformes; Cobitidae. The record is from RefSeq and is a predicted model, not a curated record.